ACAGCUCACGACUUGUGAACUUGUGGACAGUUGGUGGGAGUGGAAUUUUAGUUGUCGGUCUGUUUAGUGUUGUGGAGUUUAGACUGCGCUUAGUGCGUUGAACGUUGUGUUUAAGCGUGCUUUAUUCUUUACGAUACUCUUACUUCUAAUAUGUGCAAGGAUAAAUAAGAUUAAAAAUCCGAAGAAUGUGCUCAGUGUUGUGUUAAAUUAAUUUAAACUAUCGAUAUGGGUUCAAAAAUUGAAUACGUGGAUUCGUCACAUUUGUAUGCCACAAAUUACGUUCGUAAUUCGAAAGCUAUAGGUGUGCUUUGGGCAAUAUUCACGAUUUGCUAUGCGAUUAUCACCGUUGUGGCAUUCGUGACGCCAGAAUGGAUUGGCGAUCUUGAGACUGAAUACCCUAGAAAGUUUGGAUUGUGGCAGAUUUGUAGAACAGACGAGGUCAGCGAGGAUUGUAAAGGGAGGCUGGACGAAUUUAUGUCAAUAAAUGGAUUUGUUUUCAAAGUGACUACAGUGCUAGUGGGCGUAGCGGUAGCACUCGCUUUGUUUACAAUUUGUUCGUUGCUCCUGUUUUUCUUUUGUCAAUCAACCACCGUGUUUCACAUUUGUGGCUGGUUGCAGUUGUUAUCAGCACUAUGUAUGGUUGGCGGUGUCGCUGUUUACCCUGCUGGAUGGAAUGAAGCAGCGGUUCAGGAGACUUGUGGACCCACUGCUGACCAAUACAAUAUUGGUCGCUGCCAUAUCCGAUGGGCAUAUAUCCUUGCGAUUAUCGGCUGCCUGGACGGAAUUGUACUCGCUGCUCUGGCCUUCAUACUUGCCACCAAACAUGUACGACUGCAACCUGAUACCAGCUACCCAUCACCGUCACUGUAUAAAGGCGAAGUAAAUAACGCAUACGUGACUGACGCGGCAUCUAUGGCCGGUUCACGCAAAUCACUAGCGCUGCAACCGGUGUUAAUAAUGCACCCACAUGCGCCACUAGAUGUCGACACCUACUCACAUUAUUCGGGACGGACUGCCCGCUCAAAACACGGAAUAUAUGCAAACUCUAUGCAUAAUUAUUAAUUUUUAAGACUUGCCGUUGUAUAAAACAUUCUUUUAUAAGUAGAAAUUAAAUGUUAAAUUAAUAAAUUUGGAGCUUACAUCUUGUUCUAAUGCCUAUUUAAAAAAAUGGUUUUUUUCUUGUUCUAAUAGUAAAAUUGUCGUUUUUGUGUCUAAUAUCAGAAACCCUAGAAAAAGAAAUGAGGAAUGUCCCAUUCCUGCCAAUAUAGAAUUAUAAUUGGGGUGGCACAAGCUGAAAAUGUUUCUAAUUUAUUUUUAUGCUUUUACAUAAUAACUUUAAAAUAAGUUGUUUUAUCUAACUUAGGUUUGAAAUCAGUUUUAAUUUUUAUCAAAAUUAAAAUCCUGAAACGAUUGU
Molecule: messenger RNA, 1414 nt
Organism: Pieris brassicae (large cabbage white)
Lineage: Eukaryota; Metazoa; Arthropoda; Insecta; Lepidoptera; Pieridae
Gene: Tmhs
Product: LHFPL tetraspan subfamily member 3 protein
Exons: 4
Coding region: 226-1062 (278 amino acids)
Biological process (GO): sensory perception of sound
Cellular component (GO): plasma membrane
Source: RefSeq, a predicted model, not a curated record